GGUCAGGGAAGUUUUAGGCAAAAUUCACAGAGGAGCUCCCACCCCUCCCCCCGCCGCCGUUUCCACCCUGGCGCAGGGACCGACGGGACUGGGCCACUGCCCAACUGCCUCAGGGGAAGACGAGGCCCGGAAGCCCCGAGGCCGGUAGGGGCCAGAAGAGGGCUACAGGGAGCCCCCAGGCCUCGGCCAGCCGUCGCCCGCAGCCCAGAGCUAACUCCUCAGCCCCGGAAAGGCGGGGCCUCCGCCUUUCCCGCGUACGGGUCUCGCCGCCCCGCUCAGCCUCCUCGUAGGCCUUGCGCCAUUGCUGCUACUAUCGGCCGAACGGGGGCGCGGAGCUGGUCCCGGGGCGGGAUGCGGCCGCCCCUGGGGCGGUGGUGGCUGCUAAUCUGGCUGCAGCCCUUGUCCGCGCCGCCCGCUGGCGCGGUGCGCGGAGAGGAGGAGGCGGCGGCGGCGUUGGCAGUUCCAAGGUGUAAAGCUCUGAAGGAAAUGGAUUUAAUUAAAACUUCUGAGUCAGACUGUUACUGCUACAAUCGAAAUUCCCGAAUGGAGUGGAAAUACAUGUGGUCAACUCUGCAGGUGAAAAUUACCAGUUCAGGCCUGCUCAAUAUUGCAUAUAUCACAGGAAGACAUAAUUGUCAGUAUCCAGAAACCAUUCUAUCUUUUAUCAAAUGUGUGAUUCAUAAUUUUUGGACACCAAAGGAGUCUAAUGAAGUUACCAUGAUCAUCAAUCCAUAUGGAGAGACCAUGUGCUUCUCUGUGAAGCCUGUCAGGAAGAUAUUUAUGUAUACAAUUAGUGUGAAUCGAAACAUUGUGGAUUUCAAACUCUUCCUUGUGUUUGUAGCAGGUAUUUUCCUCUUCUUUUAUGCAAAGACCUUGAGUAGAAGUCCUAUUUUCUUUUACUCUUCUGGGACCGUGCUAGGUGUUCUAAUGACGUUAGUCUUUGUCCUGCUUCUGGUGAAAAGGUUUAUUCCUAAGUAUAGCACCUUUUGGGCUCUAAUGGUUGGUUGUUGGUUUGCUUCAGUUUAUGUUGUAUGCCAUUUGAUGGAAGAUCUGAAGUGGCUAUGGCAUGAAAACAGAAUAUAUAUAUUAGGCUAUGUUUUGGUAGCUGGAUUUCUCAGCUUUGCUGUUUGUUAUAAGCAUGGGCCCCUGGUUGAUGAAAGGAGCGUGACUCUUUUGACGUGGACACUGCGGCUCCUCGCCCUGGUUCUGAUCUAUUGUGGAGUCACCGUGCCCCAGGGCUCCUAUGCAGCUCUGAUCCUCAUCCUGGCCUCCAGGAGUCUACGCUACCCACUGAAGGCGUUCACUUAUAUGAGGUGGAAAAUGAAGAAAUGGUGGACAUCCAAGAAGCCAGUGUUUAAGUAUCUGACUGAAGAUGAGUACCGGGAACAGGCUGAUGCUGAGACAAGCAGCGCCCUGGAGGAGCUUCGUGGAGCCUGCUGCAGGCCCGACUUCCCCACGUGGCUGGUAGUCUCCAGACUCCAGGCUCCUAACAAAUUUGCAGACUUUGUUCUUGGAGGAAGCCACUUGUCGCCUGAAGAAAUUAGUCUGCAUGAAGAGCAAUAUGGUUUUGGGGGUGCCUUCUUGGAAGAACAGCUUUUUAACCUGAGGACUGCCUGAUGACCAUCUAUGCAUUGACUUCAUUCUGGACAAGAAAUGGGUUAAGGGCAAGGAUCCUAUUAACAUUGGGCAGAACAGUUCUAGGGAACAGUGGCAAAAGCAUUUGCUAUGGAGAAGAGUCAUACUGGAAAGGAAAACUAAACACUAUUGAAGAUAACUUCUCGUUCUUGGUGAGUUCUGCUACUUAUUGUAGUCAUCAAGAUUUUGUGAGAGUCAUUGCCACUUUCCUUGAAUGAAGACUUUCAUUAGGAGCAAGAGAAUCAUGUUGAUCUUCAAAGAGCAAGUUAACAUGAACAUCUGCCUUGUCAACACCAGGCAUUAAAUCUUAACCUCAGAACCUGUGUCUGAAGACUGCAUAUAAGUGUUGGAAGAGAUCUGAGAUAUGCUGGACCAGUGUUUUCCAAAGUAUAAUCCACAGGGUGCUAAUAAGUGCUAGUCAGUAAAGGGAUUGUGAGGUCAACUAAGAUAGAAACAAAGUUAAACAAAUGUACCGCAGGACUUCUCAGAGCCUUUAAUACUGACGAUGCACGUUGUCAAUCUCCUGGAUAGAAACUGUGUGCUGCCAUUUCUGACUUAAUUUGACCACAGAACCCUUUUCUGUGAGAUUGAUAUUCCUUGGAGCAGUUUGGAAAAUGCUAAUGAUGGCAGAAUUGAGAUUUGGGGAGGUUCAAUAACUUGUCCAAAACUACAAAGCUAUUUAGAGGCAGCACUGGGACUAGACAUCAGCCCUAAUGUUACCUACAACUCAGGGUUAAGAAGAGACCUUCAGAGGUGAGCCUAGGGGCCAUCUCCCCAUAGACUUGGAUCUCACAGUAUUGGUGACUUUUUUAUUUUUUAAUAAUGGACAACUAUCUAUUUGAUAACUAUGAUAGAGAAACAUUUCCUAAGAUUAUAUCUUAAAGUUUGAUAAGAUUUUUAUAGACAUAAAUUUUAGAAAGAAUUAUUUUCUAUAAUUUUUUGUAUAUUGCAAUUGAAGACACUUAACCUCUUGUGACAUUUUGAGUUGACUGGUCCAUUUUUAAAAUUUAGUUAUAUAUAUUUGUAACAGUUUCCUACACAACAGACUUGUGAUCUUUCUUCAGAGAACAAAUAUUUUUUUCUUGAUUCUCCGGAGUGAAAUGACCCUGAGCUUUGACCCUGGGGAAAGAAGGCCAAAACUAAGAGCUGAGAAAAGAUCUGAACAUGGCAAAACAAUCUAAGGGUUAAGAUGUGCUAAAUUGAUUCACUUUAAGGAGGUUUUGCUGUGUUGAGUUCUUAAAGAGGCAUACAGAAUGAGGAAUCUCUUUUUACUAGGAGGGAUGUGGAUACGGAGGAAGGACAUUACAGAAAAUUUAGGAGCUGCUUUCCUGAGCCAAGAUCAGUAGAGUGUUUCUAAUUGUUAAAACAAGAGCAUGGCUACCCAUUUGGAACUUUCUAGGUUGAUUUUCAAAUAAUAUUUUCUCUUUGAAGCAGUGUGUAUUUUACAAGUUCCUCUUUUUACAAGACACCUUCCAGUAUUAAGAGCUCUGCAGUCUUUGUGAAGUGCACUAAAUUCAAUCUGUGCUUUCACAUAGAUUGAUUUCAAAUAUCAAAGAAUCUUCCAUUCAAAUUUAUUAUGAUUAUGAUGAUGACUGUUUUAUAAGUGUAAACAGGUCUGACACUUUUGUUAUAGUUUUAUCUGAAUUUUUUAUAAUUAAAUUUAUUGCCGGUAUAUUA
Molecule: messenger RNA, 3312 nt
Organism: Leopardus geoffroyi (Geoffroy's cat)
Lineage: Eukaryota; Metazoa; Chordata; Mammalia; Carnivora; Felidae
Gene: NEMP2
Product: nuclear envelope integral membrane protein 2
Exons: 9
Coding region: 352-1617 (421 amino acids)
Cellular component (GO): nuclear envelope
Source: RefSeq, a predicted model, not a curated record